AUGGCAUGUGGAGCAAUUUAUGGAAAAGCCAAGGCCGUUGAUGGGCACCGGCUCGUUUCCAGGCGACCAAUCCAGACGGUUCCUGGACCGCCGCACUUUUCUUUUGCGAUUUUCCUUUCCAAAAAAUGCGGCUCCAACAUUUUGUCCAACUUUUUCUACUCUACUUGCCGCUCGGUGAGUCGCGGAUUAAUCGAAAAAAAGAUUCAAAUUUUUGUUUCCGUACGGUAGUUUUGAGACGACCAGUUCAAAAAGAAGAAGAAAAAGAAAUGCUUGCACUUAUGAUCGAUAAGCUCUACUCUCAUAAAAUAUCUAAAUCUCGAAUAGUUUUUUUUGGAGACUUUAAGAAAGGACUCUCAAAGAAACGUCAAGAAAAAUAAUGGCACGGGGUUUGGCGAAGCAAGUAUCAGCCAGUAAGCAAUACAAACUGAGAACUCUUCGCCUUUUCUGUUAGGUUCCGUGCGAAGUUCCUAUUAGGUUGCUGAGAAAACGGUGGAAAAGAAAUUCACACGAAAUGCACGCGACCUCGCUUCCGUUAUUAUUAUAUCUCAGAACUUUGUGGCUGGAAGAGAAAAAUGGGAGAAACAUAGACUUUGGUUAACUUUCCAUGAGAGACUAUGUAUACUUUUGGAAAAAAAAACCUGAGAACUCACAUGGAGAAAAGGGCAAAUAUCUUUUUUUUCCGGUACAAUCGGUUUCGUGAGAGGAUCGCAAGUAUAGCUUACCGGAAAAAUCUACUUCUUAUUUUUCUCAGAAGUUGUACAACGUUUUCCACGAAAUAAAAUUUGUGAGUGAACUUACAGUAGCAAAAAUGGGUGAGUAUUUUUUUGUUUUCCGUCUGUACUUUUGUUAAAUGUAACAUUUUGGCCUGAAAGUUCAACCAAAAAAGUAAAAUGAUGUUAUUCACGGUUUGAAAUAAUAGUUUGAACCGGUUCCAAAAAAAUUUCAAAAAAGUUUUUUUCAGUGUUCAUCGAAAUUGCAAAAAACACGAUCAACAUAUAAAAAGUCAACAAAAACAGUGAACUGAUAUAAAUAACUUCAAAUGGAAACGAUUGAGAAAAACAGAUCUAAUACUCCCUAGCAUAGCCUAUGGAUUCGACAAAAUCCCUGUUUUCGGGGUAUUGACUAGAUAAGUUUGUCCAGCUCCUUAUUGAAUCUUCUUUCAAACUUUUCUGACUUGUUUCUUUGAAGCUGCAAGUCAAAAUAAUCGUUUUAACACCAAACUUCUUUGAAGUUUGUGGCCAAAAAAGAAAGUUUUUACGAAGUUAUAAACGUGCAACCAAAAAAAACUCUUUUCGCUAUUGUAUAUUAUUGCAAAAUGUUUUGCUGGAUAGUUGUUGCAAAGAAAGCGAACCUAUACAAUAAUGGAAGCGAUGAAAACUGAUAUGAAAAAAGUAAGGAUAUCGCAAUAUUUUGAGAUUCUUAAAUUUGCAAAUGUAGAGUUUCUCUUUUAGAAGACUGAGCUGGAGGCUUUUGUAGACGUUGUGCGAAAUUUUUAUGUUUUUCAUUUUAGUUACUGUCUGUGUUGUUUAAUGGAAGAUGAUCCAUGCAAGAGGCAGCCUAAAUUUACGCCUAAAACGACAAAAACAGUUUCAUAAUGAAAACUUAAAACAACCUAAAAGAUUUUUUUGAAUAUAUAUAAAACUUCUAAAGGACCAGUUUCAAAAUAUCAAGUAGUGGAAAUGGCAAGACUCGAAACUAAAAUUAAUCAGACUUUCCUCAGGGUGAUUCCAAAGUUUAAGACAGAAGGUUUCACCCCUCCCCUCGCAAACUGAACAAUCACCAGACAAAUCACAAAAAAAUUGAAACUGAAGUUCCCGUUUUACAAAUCCAAUAAAAUAAUAAAUCUGAUAUUUUUCUCCCAAAAAAGGGUGAAAAUGAGGAAAGUUGAUAAACAUUGGUGAGGGAAAGAAGUGGUGGGCGAGGUGUAGCCUAAGGCGAUUUUAAUCAAGUCUCACGAGCUGGCUGCCGCUCACUACGCUGGCGGCCCAAUUCCACCUUACAUGUCUACCUGCCUUCUCGGCCACAGUGUCUCACAACUGAAUUUCCCAAUUUUUGUUUGAGAAAGAAGCAGCUGCAAAUUCUGGGCACCUUUGCUAGACCUAUAGGAACGUCCAAGACCAUUCAAAAAGAACAGUUAGGGAACCCUGGGAGCUUUUGGAGUGAAAUUUGGCAUCUUGAAAUGUGAAAGGUUCGAAAAUUUAUGUAGUUAAGAUUUCGAAAUUCUAGAAUUUUGAGAAAUAAUAACAUUCGUAUUCUUCGUUUCCGAAGUAUCUUUCAUAAAAAUUUCAAGAACUUUCCAAACUGAGCAGUCGGAUUAACAUUGACCUUCUCCGAGUUGAUGAAUGAACUCAAAAUAUUUGGAAAAGCUCUGAAAUUUGUACAAAGAAAUGAGAAACAUUGAAAAUUUCCUCUUAUUGCGAGAUUGAAUGGAAAAAAACCGUGCCACCAUCUAUAAAGAUACAGUAGAAGUAAUAUUGAACUUUAAAAAAAAACAGAUGAGAGAAGUGAUUUCGGUGGGUAUAGACUUAGACUUACAAAGAUCCUUGCAAAGAGCUGAAUGAACAUGAAAUUAUUCCCAGGAGCGUCUGAGUGUCCAUGCGAAGGCAUUGCACUGCCAGGACUCGACGGACAGAAACAUUGCUGGCAGUUGGAAAGCCGCCAGGCGUCGACGUGGGUCGACGGCGACGUCGCCUGUCAAACCGUCGGCGGACAUCUCGGCCAUCCGGAAACCACUGACUUUUCCGCCGUCGUCAACUACGUUCAGGCGGUCUGACCUCCGUCUGAAACCGUUUUUCGUUUUGAUUUAUCCCGAUGAUUCUUUUAAAACUUCCUAAUUUCUCUAUUUUGUUUUGAAAUAACCUUUUUUCAGUAUUUAUAUAAUAUGGAGAAAGAGGUUUUUUGAGUAAGCUUCAGUCCUUUUAGAACAGCAAUCUGCCGGUUCUGACCGGUCUCGUCGCUGGAAACGUCGAGUUGAACAUCUACGGCUCGAUGUGUCCAAACAACGUUUUCUACGACAUCUUGACUUCAGACGAUACCAGCCAGCUGUUUUCCAACGUGAGAAAAAUGUUUUGAAGAGAAAAUAUCAUGUUUUAAGAACGCAACUACUACGUCAGCGUGCUCAUACAUCAAAAGCUCAGGAUCGCAGAUCGUAUUCGACAGUUGCGACAUAGAAGCGAUGGCUCUUUGCGACAGACGUGAACUUUUUUUUUUGAAAAGAUGAGGGGGAAAUUGAGCAGAAAAAACCGAUUAAUCAGAAUUUUCAAUUCUUCUUCGUAUUCCUGUAAUGAAUUUGUGAACGAUUUACGCCAAAACUAGUAAUAAUAUUGAUAAAAAUUUCCAUUCAAAUAUUUCAGCGCUCGAGGAGAACGAUUAUUGCAACAUAAUGGCCAAUUGCUCAACUACAACUAGUUUCGCGUUCAGCACCACAGACUCUUCCACGACGAUUUCAACUGAAGCUCAAACAACGUCUUCAAUAUCCAAGGCCAACACAGACAUCGACACGACUCCUGCAAAAACUACGGAAAAAGUGACCCCUGCCGCGGUGAACACGACAACGACGAAGAAAGUUGGAACGGUGCCUGCUGGGUCUCGGGCUUCGACUACUGAAAAACCUGUGCUCGACAUGUCAGUCAAUUUUUCUUCUGAGAAGGUAUUCGAAUCUGGUGAGCGCUUUGAAAAGCGAUCAGAUCAGAAGACGUGGAGUUUUGUGUUCAUGAAAAGCUCAAGCUUAUUGAAUGCGCAGAAGAACGAGGCGAAGGACCGUAAGACCAUGAUUUCAACUCUUUCGACUACAUUCUAGGACUUCUAGUUUACCAAAGGCAAUUGUUUGUUAUAGCUUCCACCGCCUAGUCAAUUAUAUCUGACUAUAACAACAAAAUAAAUGAUUUGAUUUAUUGAUUGAAUAUUUGAUUAUAUUUUUUUGCAGAGAAACAACCCUUCCAAGCGACCCUGUCGAAUCAUCUUCUUGUUCAUCUGAUGGAAAAUCAGGUUUAAUUUUUCAUUUUAUGCCACUUCGGCAACACCAAUAGCUCACGGUAGAUGCAUUUUUGAGCCGUUCUUCUCACAAAUUUUUCGUGAAAAAAACGAAGUAUUUUAAUCUCAAAAAAAUAAGGACAUGAUCACAACGAAUCAUAUUUGACCAGAAUAAUCGUAGAAGCUACAAUUCUAUCCAAAGUUCACUAUUUCUCUACCUUCACGAUCAACUUUUGAGGAUGUUUGAAGUAUCAAUGGAAAAUACUGGGAAUGUGUGUCGACUGGCGAGCCAUGCUGGCCUUGCUAGCAAUUUGUCUGUUUCUGAUGGCUCUGCUCUGCUGCUGCCAUUGCUGGCUGGACGCCUGUAUGUGGUGUUCCUCGAAACGGAAACGCAAACAGUUUUUUACCACAUAUUUUCUUGAAUCUUCAAAACUUUCAGUAUCGAAGCCGAAAAGCCGAUCGUCAUGCCGAUUCAACCAAUGGCACCAAGAGGUUCUCAAAAGUAAUAAAUGGUUUUUCCAUUUUUUUUUUUCACAGUUAUUGAAGACCAACCUCGUCCAGUGGACUAUUCAGUGGAGCAGAAAUCAAUUGAUCUUCCUCCACCGCCAACAACUUUCAGCGAACCUAGUUUUUAUUACUUUUUAGGAUUUUCACAGUAUCUUUUCAGUUUUCAUCCCUGUACCUGAAAAGCACGAGUCGGUGUAUGGUUUCCACACAAAGGAAAUUCAUCACAUGUAUCCCGAAAAGAAAGAAACUCGCGAUAUCGGUUUUUUUUGAAAUCUUAUCUCUCAUAAUCAGUCUAAGGUUUAAGGGGUCAACACGGACCCCAUGGACAUCAAGCCAAUAAUGCAACCUGCAAUCAUUCCAGUCAAAGCACCAGAAGCCAGAAAGAAAAAACCUAUUAAAGUGAAAAAACUUCCAAAUUUCAUUAUAAACAUUUUUAAUCAGAAGCCAAAGAUGAUGUUUAUUCCGGCAACGAUCGACGACAACAUCGAAGAUGAUGUUCCUUUGGACUUUCCUCAUCCUCAAAGUCCUGGUAAAAAUGAAAAACCAAAAAUAUGUUGCAAGUUCUAAUCGAAGGUUAGGUGAACAGAAAAAGCUGAGAAAAAAAACGAAUGAAGUCUAUAUACUGACAAAUGCUUUCGGAUAUCUCACAAAUCCUCAUUUUUCAAUUUUGAAUACAUUUAUUUUUAAGGCAACGUCUUCAUUAUAAGAAGCACAUUUGAAAAAAUUCAGGAAACAUAUCGGUGGCGCCGAAAGGAGAUCUCUUGCCUCCUGUGAGCUUCACACGCAACCCCAAACCAUUCCAACCAGAGCCUCGAAAUUCCUCUCCUCCAAAAACUCACGUCCUCUCGCCUCGAAAAGAACCGAACUCACUUCUUGAGACUCCCAAAGAAGACUUCAACUCAAACGAUGAUCCUACACGGAUCAAGUAACAAAAUUUUGAAGGAGGAUGUUCCUUAUAAAGACGUUUUUCAGGUCCCCACCUCUAAAUUCAGGGCCCAAACUUCGUGAAGGAGCUGCUCCUAGACCCAUAACGUUUUCCUAACUCAAAAAUGAAGAAAAAACUGAAGUAUCAGGUUCUCUCCCAUCGCUGACGAGUCGGAUGAUGAACCGGCCAAGAGAAUUCCGUCGCCACCUCUUGGAAAGAAAAGCAUCCCACCGCCGGUCAACAAACCCAGCAGGAGUGCAAAGUUAAUGAAUUUUCUUGCAAACUUUUUUGAAUACCUUAGUGUAUCCUUCCUGAAAAAAAAGGAAAUUCCAGAGUGAGCCCAGUUCCCAUAGAUGAGCAAGAACCGAUGUUCGAUGAUCCGAAGGAAGAAACUGGCAACUCUCAAAGACCUUUGAAAAACAAUAGGUAAACCUUUCAUAAGUUGUUUAUAAAAGUUGAGAGGAUUUAUUUUGAGAGAAAAGAAGAUGAUUCAUCUCUCUCAUAGAAAUUCGAAACAAUUUGUUUUCAAAAACUUCUCAAUUUACGAGUAGAUCAUGCAAUAGAUCUAUUCCACUUACUCACUUUUUUCGCACAUACUUUUUUCGCGUGUUUGGGGAAUAUGAAUGAUGGAAGAAGCUCUGAAUAUUGGACUAACUGAGGAUUAUCUCCGUAUUCAUUUAAGUGCGCAGAGGAUUUCGCAGGUUUUUCUUUUGAUGUCCACAUAUGUGGGCGAAAGCAUACUAGACUUUUGCACAAAAAGCAAAAUAUUGCUUCCACAAGGCUUUCGGAGCUCUUCAUGAUGAGGAAUUGAUUGCGCAGUUUUGACGAAUCGCGAGAAAGUUUUAUGAGUGUAGUAGGGUUUUUUUGACGAUGCAAGAAACUUCAUGAAGGCACCUGAAACGGUUUUUCUUUGAAUGAUCACAUUUUGGCAUUUAUUUUCCAGUCUGAAAUGGAAAAAACCGACCGACAAAGGUUCACGAUGAAGUCGAGCAAAAUUCUUUUAUGUCGUAAUAUUUCUGAAUCUCGGAGUAUUUCUAUAAAGUCAUUUCACCGCCAACUCGCGUUGGGACUUUUUGGAUAAAUCUGGGCUUUGUAAGGUCGCCUAUCUCAACCAAUUUGUUAAAAAAUAUUAGAUAGAAUGCAAAAAUAAUCAAGCGCAGACUUUUUCAGAACGAGCCUUGGGGGAAUCAUGUCACAAACUGUCUUAUUUUCUUGUAAAAGUAUCAUUUUUCUGGAAGUUUAAAAAAGGCUCUAUAUAAUCAUUUCAAAUACUACCAUGAUGUCUCAAGACGUGGUAGCGUAGACUAAGCCCCGUGUAGACUUUUACGACCUCCCUCUUAUCAGUUGUAAUUCAAAGUCCUUGUUCAGCUCGUCAGACGGAAAAGCCAAAGAUCAGCCUCGCAAUCCGUUUGCAAAUUUUUCUUCAACACAAGAAAAUGAGGAGACCGAAGAAAAUGCGAGCAAUUUGUUCAAGGCUCCUGGCGUGGGUAUGAGAGCAGCUCGAGGAAAACUUGGCGGGGUACGUAGUUUUAUCCAUUUUUCAACUUGUUUGUCUCACUUAUGAAACUUACAGGCAGUGAGAGCUGGCGGAGGUGGAGGAGAAGCACCUCAAGGAUGGAAGCCGUGGGCGAAAAAUAAAUGA
Caenorhabditis auriculariae is the source of this 7046-nucleotide messenger RNA. Lineage: Eukaryota; Metazoa; Nematoda; Chromadorea; Rhabditida; Rhabditidae. The record is from the annotation of a GenBank genome assembly.